This is a messenger RNA of Schizosaccharomyces osmophilus, 1470 nucleotides long. Its product is annotated as U2-associated protein. Gene Ontology annotation, cellular component: nucleus. The transcript has 7 exons. Bases 1 to 1470 code for a protein of 489 amino acids. The record is from RefSeq and is a predicted model, not a curated record. NCBI's taxonomy places the organism in Eukaryota, Fungi, Ascomycota, Schizosaccharomycetes, Schizosaccharomycetales, Schizosaccharomycetaceae. Gene Ontology annotation, molecular function: RNA binding.
AUGCGAGCGAAUCAAGAAAAGCUGGCAGAAAAAGAUGAUUUUAGAAUGGACCAUCAUUCGUUUCCAUUGCAAACUUUAGAAACAAAAAAGAGGCCCAUUAUAGGAGGACGGCGGCAUUUUGCAGUGAAGGAAGACAUAAGUUCAGACUCCGAUGAAGAGGAAGAUGCAUUUCUUGCGAACGAGCGUCAAAAUAUCAGCAAUUCAGGGAGAAACCAGCAGCCCUUUCCAGAGACGAGUAAGUCUGGAUUAGAAGCUGAAAUUGGACGACGCCAAGAUUACGCGUUGGAAACGGUGGACCAAGCUACAAGCUUAUCUGAAAAGCCCUGUGUUGUACAUUUGAAGGGCAUUGCUAGACAGACAACUGCGGCAACCUUGAAAGAAAUUUUAGGUGGACGCGACUAUGUAAUUGCAGUAAAUGUGUUUUCACCUGACGGAGAUUUUUCCAAAGGAAUAUCUGUGUUUCGAAAUGAGAAGCUUGCGCAAGAUGCUAUACGGCGCCUAUCUAUUCAACCGGUGGAUGGAAAAUACAUAUCAGCUUCCGUUGGAAAAGCAGAAGCAAGCGAAGAUUCAAUAUUUUCUACGCAACGAAAAGAACUUGAGAAAAGGAAAGAGGAAGAGAAAAACGAUACGUCAGUAGAGCAUCUAUCGACCCUAAACAGGGCUAAAUUGGAAUGGCUGUUGACGCGCAUGAGUUGUGAAAAAGGAUCUAUAGCAAAUGUUUCAUGCUUUGCCAUCGAUCACGUUGAUAAGUACAAAGAGGUUUCUGAAACGAUUGUGCAAGAGUUAUUGAAAAACGAUGAAGUUAACGAGGAAAGGAUAAACGAUCAAUCUAUUUUGGAAAAGGGGGACAGGAAAUUGGGAUUACUGUACGUAAUGAAUGACCUGCUGUUCAACGGGAUAUCUGGAGUGUCGCUAGUUUGGCGGUAUCGAGUUGGUUUGGAACCGUUUAUACGUUCCGUUUUUGAACAUUUAUACGCUUUUAGUCGACAGCUGGGAGGUCGCAUAAAGAUGGACAUGUUUUGUAAAAAGGUUGCACAAGUCAUUGACGUUUGGCGAGUGUGGGUAGCUUUUCCGGAAGAAAUUUUAGAUUCAGCAUGGCAAAUGUUCAAGAGCAAGGAGAUUGCAGCAUCUAUUAGAGCAUUCACCCGAACACCAACUGCCGUUGCUCACGAAAAUCGGUGGGCAACAGCCGCAGCUGAAAUGGAAGUCGAUCAAGAUGAUCAAGAAUACAACGGGACUCCUGUGAAUGUUUCGGAGCUUUUACUAGAGAAAGAAAAGCAGUAUCAUCAGCAAGAGCACGAACAACAGGACCAGCAUCAGGAUGCUACUUCGUCAAAGUCUUCAACUCCCGUUACUUCUUCCUCUAGUCCCGAAAAGCCUGACAAUGUGAAAUCGAAAUUUAAGCCCAGCUUUACUAGAGGUACAUUCGUGUCCCGAAAGAUGCGAAUGCAUGCUGAAGAUUUGUUUUGA